Messenger RNA from Setaria italica (foxtail millet), 1366 nucleotides. RefSeq names its product probable glycosyltransferase 4. Gene Ontology annotation, molecular function: hexosyltransferase activity; xyloglucan 6-xylosyltransferase activity; UDP-xylosyltransferase activity. Gene Ontology annotation, biological process: xyloglucan biosynthetic process. Bases 1 to 1314 code for a protein of 437 amino acids. The record is from RefSeq and is a predicted model, not a curated record. Gene Ontology annotation, cellular component: trans-Golgi network; endosome; membrane. The transcript has a single exon. NCBI's taxonomy places the organism in Eukaryota, Viridiplantae, Streptophyta, Magnoliopsida, Poales, Poaceae.
AUGUCGGAGGAAGCCGACCGACGAGCGCGGCAGCAACGGCCGCUCCCCGUCCCGAUCAUCCCCGUCGUGCUCUUCCUUGCCGCGCCGUUCGCCCUCUUCCUGUUCACGUCGUCCGACUUGCAGCUGCAGCUCCCCCGCAUCCGCAUCGAGUACGACCGCCGCGACGCCCCCGCCAUCAGCGCGCCCACGGCCGAGCGCACGCCGCCGCCGUAUCCGGUUCCGGGCGCCGACAGCGACGAGGAGCGAUGGCUCGGCCCGCCGCCGCGCCAGCUGACGGACCCGCCCUACUCGCUCGGCGCAGCCGUGUCGGACUACGACGCGCGCAGGGCGAAGUGGCUCCGCGCCAACCCGCGGUUCCCGGCCUUCGUCGCGCCGGGUAGGCCCCGGGUGCUCGUGGUCACCGGGUCGCCGCCGCGCCGGUGCGGGAACGCGGACGGCGACCACUUGCUCCUCCGCGCGUUCAAGAACAAGGUCGACUACUGCCGCGUCCACGGCUUCGACGUAUUCUACAGCAAUGCCGUGCUCGACGCCGAGCUGUCGGGGUUCUGGACCAAGCUGCCGAUCCUUCGCGCGCUGAUGCUCGCGCACCCGGAGACGGAGUUCCUGUGGUGGGCGGACUCCGACGUCGUGUUCACCGACAUGCUGUUCGAGCCGCCGUGGGGCAAGUACGCCGAACACAACCUUGUCAUCCCCGGCUGGCACGAGAAGGUGUACGUCGCCAAGAGCUGGCUCGGCAUCAACGCCGGCAGCUUCAUCAUCCGCAACUGCCGGUGGUCGCUCGACCUGCUGGACGCGUGGGCUCGCAUGGGCCCGCGCGGCCCCGUGCGCGACAGGUACGGGAAGGUCCUCGGCAAGGCGCUCUCCGACCGGGCGUCGUACGAGGCCGAUGACCAGUCGGCGCUCGUGUACCUGCUCGUGACGCAGCGCGGCAGGUGGGGCGGCAAGACGUUCCUCGAGAGCUCCUACAGCCUGCACGGCUUCUGGGUGGAGAUCGUGGACAGGUACGAGGAGAUGAGGCGGCGGCACCGGACGACGCCGGUCGCCGGAGGAGAACGGUGGCCGCUGGUGACGCACUUCGUCGGGUGCAAGCCGUGCGGGGGGCAGUACGCGAGCUACGACGCCGCGCGGUGCCGCCACGGCAUGGAGCGCGCGCUCAACUUCGCCGACGACCAGAUCCUGAGGCUGUACGGGUUCGAGCACGAGUCGCUCAACACCACAGCCGUGCGGCGCGUCCAGAACGACACCGGCGGGCCGCUGGACGAGGAGAUCGGCCGGCUCUUGCACCCGGCGUUCAGGGCGGGCAGACCCAGGUGAUUCACGUACAGGUUUUAGUUAAUUUGGAGUUCAUAUUACAGGGGGAAAUUAA